AUGACAUACACUCGAUUGGAAGAAUUGGGGUUAGAGGCAUUUGGAUUUCAGGCCCGUCGAACUAUUCAAUUGUUUCAGGGAUCUGGGGUUCCAAGGCCGGAAUUGGAGUCUAAUUAUUACCAUUUGGCGGUUAUUUGCUACUCUCAAAGCUCAUUAAUCGCAGUUAUCCAGGAUAAACUGAGAAUCAUUCCGAUAUCACUUCUUUCCACUAAACUUGAGCCGGAUCAAGAGGAAGAUUCUGAUGAACCAAUUACUCUAGCAGAUUCAGAUGUGAAAGAGAUCACCCUUGAUUCGAAUAUCCAACAAAUAUACUUGACUGCCAAUGAAUCGUACGCCGUGUUAAUUUUCGACCAGUCGAAGAAAAUAUGCUCCAUUCAAACUUCACAAUUAUUUGGGCAAUGGGAUGGUACUGUAUCUUCUCUCACAUCCUACAACUUGGGAUCAUGCAUUGUUGAUAUCUCAUUUUCAUCCUCAAACCCUGACCUCGUUGCUAUAGUCACUGAGUCAAACUUUUUGACCAUUGCAAAUGUCAGAGAGAUCAACAAAGCCAGCACAAUUCGGAAAGAUGUGACGUGCUCUUUUUGGAAAGAUGAUUCACCUGAUGCUUUAUACGUGGGAAGCAAAACUACAGCCGGAAUUUCGAUCAUCAAAGUGAACGGAGAAGAAUCGUUAAAAAUUCCAAACGAGGAUGAUGAAACAAAGGAGUCUAAGUUGCACGCUAUGAAGUUUUUUGCUAUUGAUGCAGACUCAAUGCUUGUCAUAUAUGGCAGUUCAAGGGCCAGCGAAGACAAUAAUGAUGCACAAUUCAAGUCGUUUGUGUUGAAAAACGACGAGAUUGCAAACGAGGCAGUGGAUAUAUGCCAACCCUGGGGUUCAAUACCGAGAAAAGCUUCUUUUUAUGGAGUCAAUUUAAGCGGCUGGUGCAAGGAGUUCCCAUCCGUUCUCUUUACGAUCGGAUCUAAGUCGAUUGAACUUAAUACAACUACACCUGAGAGUCAAAUAAGAGAGUUGAACGACUCGGAUAAUGCUGAAAUGCCUCUUGACGAAGAUACAGGUGAUGAUGAUACUUCUUUAGGCUUGGUGAUCGAUCUUCAGGCAAGCAAGAAUGUCAAUCAGCCUUGCAAGUUGCUUGAUUCAUCCGGUCCUCUACCAAGAAUCAUCGUCUUAUCUAACAGAGGGCAACUUUUAACAUGGAAUAUAUGGUACACCGAUGCAAUAAGAGCCAAAGAAGACAACUUGUCACAGGCAUUGAGAAACGCAGUUUCUAAAAGCGAAGCAUCUUCAGCUGAGAAAGCUUCAGAGGUUAAGGAGGCCGCAACAGUCUCGAAAGUUCCCGAAAAGCAAGAGUUAGUGCCUUCGAAUAAAACUAUGUUACAACCUCGGGAAAGUGAAACGUCGCAUAUUGCUCCAUCACAGCCUCAGGCUCCAGCAAAUACAGAAAACUCAAUUUUUUCCAAUUCAACUGCCAAAAAUCCAUUUGGAUUGUCAGAUGCCACUUCGUUUUCAUCUGCUCAAAUGAAAACUUUAGGUUUCGGCAACCAAUACUCUCAAGCUGCAACCGGUAAGAUGUUUAGUGUGAAACAAAGUAAUGCAUUCACCUCAAACUCUUCAAAAACACAGGAGGAUCCGUUCGGGUCUCUUGCGAAGGAAACCAAUAGUUCUGGGCUAUUUAAAGGUGGAUCAGGGUUUAAAAUGUCUGGAAAUACAGAAAAUACACCGGAGUUGUUUGGAUCUUUCAAUACCGGAGAUAACAAACUAUUCAAUGCUAAUAUUGGUACGAAACAAUCAGGAUUUGCUGCUUUUGGCGCAUCUCAUAGCCAGGAAAGCCCAUUUGCUGCUUUGAUGCAGAACAAUGAUAACAAAACGGAGAACAAUUUUUCAGACUUCAAAGCUACAGGUGGCUUCAAAUUUGGAUCAUCUUCAGCACAAAGACUUAACAACGAACAUUAUAUUGAAGAGCUAGACUCAUCUUCUUCGGUGGAAGAAUUAGAAGGUCAAAGUGAGCCGUCCGAGGAAAUGGGAGAAUCACCAAGUGAAAAGUUGAAAGAGGCUGAUAACUCCAUUGAGGAAAUAACAGCUUCCAAUGCUGUAUCUGAUAAAGCUAAGGACGAUUCCUCUGUUGAUGAUUUACUUGGUAAUGCAGCAAAGAAUUUGACAAUUUCAGGAGAUGGAGAAGAAAAAGAAAGUGCUCAGAAGGAAAGAGAAGAGGAACUAGAGAAGGCAAAAAAAGAAAAGGAAGCUGCACAAGCAAAUGCUGAAAAGGAAAGGAAAAUGGCUCAAGAAAAAGCUGAAAAAGAAAGAAAGAGGAAAGAAGAGGAAAUAAGGAACAGAAUUGAAAAAGAAAGAGAAAUAGCGCAGGAAGAAAGAGAAAGGGCACAAAAGAAGGCAGAAAAAGAAAGAGAAAGGGCACAGGAAGAAAGAGAAAGGGCACGAGAAAAGGCAGAAAAGGAAAGAGAGAAGGCUGAAGAAGAAAGAAAAAAGAAAGAGGAAAAAUCAAAGAGGAUUAAAAAGCAGGAGAUAGAAACUGUUGUCAAAGAUGGUGCAAAACCCAAAGCAGAGGAAAGGAAGAAUGUUGAGAAGGACGAUAAGGCAGAAGAAACAAAAUCAGUUGGAAAGAAAGAUGAGGCGGUUAUUCCUAAGCACGAGCUGACACAUCCUAAUAAGGAUAAUGAUAUUCUGUCGUCAAAGUAUGCAAGUAAGGAAGAGAAAAAAGAGGACGAAACAUUCGAGGAAAUCAAUAAAGAAGAUGUAGAAAAGAGCAUGGCCGAGGAAACAAGCAACGAUAAAAAGACAGAGGAUAAAACAAGUAAGGAUGAGGAGGCUGAGAAAGCAAAUCCUGAGACUGAGGAAGAAUCAGCAGAAGGUAAGGAACAGUUCGUCAAAGACCAAAAUACUGCUGAUGAAGACACCGAGCAAGCAAAUGCAGAGACUGAGAAAAAAUCAGAAGUUGGUAAGGACAAAAAUACUGUUAAUGAAGAUAAAGAGGAAGCCAGCGUUUCAAAAAAGAUUGAUGUGAAGCCUUCAAAAUUGGUUGAUGUAGGUGUAUAUACUGAAGCACUUGAAGCAAAGUCAGUUGAUGCUGAGAAAGUGGAGUACAAGGAUGAGCAGAUUUCUGUUGGAGAAGGAUUGCUUGACUUCAAAGUUCAGUCAUUUGAAGAUGAGGAAGUUUACUUAAGUAAGCUGAAUGUUCCACCUCCUGUUCCGGAAAUGCGAGUUCUAGGAACUGUGAUAUAUCCAGAAAUGAGCACCCACCCAGUUACAUCUGAGAUGAUGAAGAUUGUAUACGACACGGAUGCGGAUAUGGUCAUGCUGCAGAAGAACAUCGAGAGCAUGAACAUGUUCUUAUCGAAACACAUGGAUGAUCGCAUAAAGCACACGCUUGAGAAAUCGAUCAGCUUUCAGGGCUUCUGGCGUUUGGAUGAGGCAAAUACCGUGUCUGAUGGAAUAAAUGCUACAUACAGCAGGUACGAAAAAGCACUCACUGAAAGUAAGGAUACGGAAAAGCGUUCUUCCAAGUUAGUGGACGAGAUCAUGUCAGUUUACCGGAUGUUACCACAGUUGAAAGCAUUGCUUGAAAGCGGAGCAGAGCCUCCAGUGUUAUCGAGAAAGGGCGAGUUACCAUUUGAGUCACUACAGAAGCGGAAAAAAAUCAACGAUUUGGUUUCGAAAGUUAAGAAGCAGGAUUCGGAACUCAUGUCGCAGAUGCUUUUGAUGAAUGCAAUUUCGAAUCCAAAAUGGUUGACCAACAACACGAAUGGAGUUGAAUCCGUGCUUGCAGGAAUCGAUUACAGGAUAAGAAGUGAGACAAGUAACCUACUUGAGCUUCAGAAGGAGCUAAACGGACAAAAUCCAGAAGAAGAAAAGGAGUCCUCAUUAAGGGACAAUUCUUCUGAAAACGGGGUGUCACAAGAAAAGCAGAUCGAGGCUUCAAGCAUAAUUUCGCAGCUUUCCAACAAGCAGAGGUUGAGGAAGAUAUUGGGUAGGAGAAGAACGAAUCCGCAGAGAAUUGCACUAUGA
Molecule: messenger RNA, 4017 nt
Organism: Brettanomyces bruxellensis
Lineage: Eukaryota; Fungi; Ascomycota; Pichiomycetes; Pichiales; Pichiaceae
Exons: 1
Coding region: 1-4017 (1338 amino acids)
Molecular function (GO): protein binding
Source: RefSeq, a predicted model, not a curated record